AAAAUAUUAAUGUACCUAACAACACCCUAAAGAUAUCCAUAAUUUAAAGGUGUCCCUAGUUCUCCAGUUAUGCCUCGCACCUUCUACUAAACAUCAUCACCUCCUAUGAGUUUCGUAAAACCAUUCGUUUAGUAAAAUACUUAUCGUCCUUAACCAUCUCUACCUAUAAGCCAAAGAGGUCCAAUUCCAACUUAAAAUCCAUAUCAAAGAGCAUAAACUCCAUAAGCUCGAAUUACUGGUAAAACUGUACCAUCUAAUCCUCCACCUUAAAGAGUACAAGGAAGUUUGCCUAAUAAUGUAUUACCAAAAGGUCAGAAUCCAUAAACUAUGAUUCCAAAUAAACCAUAUACUAGAACAAUGAUACCUCAAUCUAACAACAAACCUUAAAGUGCAAUACCAGUAUUUAUAACUAUAAUUUAUUAGACCAACUAAUAAUAAAUGGUUUAAUCUUUGAGCAAAGAAAAUUAAGACUUAAAAAAGAAAUUAGCAGAAAAAGAUUUAGAAUUAUAAAAAUUAAAGGCUAAGGAAGAAGCUUUAGAGUAGAAAUUCAAAGAAUUAUAGGAUUAAUAAAAGAGUUGAAAUACUUAGACCAA
Paramecium sonneborni is the source of this 593-nucleotide messenger RNA. The record is from the annotation of a GenBank genome assembly. Lineage: Eukaryota; Ciliophora; Oligohymenophorea; Peniculida; Parameciidae.